Messenger RNA from Mucor mucedo, 357 nucleotides. RefSeq lists its product as uncharacterized. The annotation marks the transcript as partial. The record is from RefSeq and is a predicted model, not a curated record. The transcript has a single exon. Lineage: Eukaryota; Fungi; Mucoromycota; Mucoromycetes; Mucorales; Mucoraceae.
AUGUCUAUAAACAAUUCCGACAGCGCAACUACAACUCCAACAACAUCAUCCGACUUCGCUCGGUACGUCACUCUACAAACUCUUUCAGCAAUUUCUUUUCCUCAAUAUGAUUUAAAGCAUAGCUUACGCUUUUGGAUCAAGGAUUUUAAGGAAGAAGUUCAAUCAGCGGGGAUCACAAAUAUGGAUCAUUGCUGUAUACACAUAGCACGAUUCAUGCCUACUAUAAUUCGAACUUUCAUUACUUCCAUCCCACCUACUAUAAAAAAUAAGUGGUCUACACUCACAGAGGAACUUCUUUUACAUUUCGGAAGGCCCGAAGAGGAAGAAAAUCGCGAGUUACUCACUAAGCUCAGAAAG